UCGGGGCGGAGCCGGCCCGCCGGGGCAGGGACGGCGCGGCGCGGCAGGUAUCGCUGCCGGCGGAGCGGGCCGGGCCGGGCCGGGCCGGUGGGGACGGCGCGGCCAUGGGGAAGGUGCAGCUGUUCGAGAUCCGCUUGGGCGAGAGCCGCGUCGUCUACAGCCCCGGCGAGCCGCUGGCCGGCACCGUCACCGUGCGCCUCUCGGGCUCGCUGCAGUACCGAGCCAUCAAGGUGAGCUGCAUUGGAACCUGUGGGGUGUCUAACAAGAUCAAUGACACAGCAUGGACCGUGGAGGAGCAAUACUUUAACAGCACACUGUCUCUGGCAGACAAAGGGGUCCUGACAGCUGGAGAGCACAACUUUCCCUUCCAGUUCCUGCUACCAGCCUCUGCUCCUACAUCCUUUGAAGGCCCUUUUGGCAAGGUCCUCCAUCAGGUGAAAGCUGUGAUAGACACACCUCGCUUCUCCAAGGACUACAAGUGCAACAAGAUCUUCUACGUUCUGUGCCCUCUCAACUUGAAUGACAUCCCUGACAUCGAGCAGCCCAACACUAUGUCGAUCACCAAGAAGUUCAACUACAAGCUUGUGAAAAGUGGCAACAUUAUCUUGACCGCCACCUCGGAUCUGAAAGGGUACAUCGUGGGGCAAGCAAUCCAGCUCCGAACAGACAUAGAAAACAAAUCGGGCCGGGACACUGGGGCUGUGGUAGCCAGUCUGCUCCAGAAAGUGGCUUAUAAAUCCAAGCGCUGGAUUUACGACCUGAGGACCAUCGCAGAGGUGGAAGGCUCUGGAGUGAAAGCCUGGAAACAUGCAGAAUGGAAGGAGCAGAUCCUUGUUCCAGCACUGCCCCAGUCCAUUCUGCAGGGCUGUAGCCUCAUACAUAUCGACUACUACAUCCAAGUUUCCCUCAAGUCACCAGAGGUUUCAGUCACUCUCCCCAUUUAUAUUGGGAACAUUGCUGUGAACAGGGUGCCUCUGAGCCCCUCCCGCUCCAUCCAGCACAUACCGUCUGCAGUGGUACCCAGUGCUCCCCCAGAGGAAGAGGAGGCUGCCAGUGGUUAUCACCCGAUGGACAAUGUCUCGAUCCCCACCAAAAGCCAUUCCCAGCAGCAGCCAUUUAGCUACGCCCCAGGACUGAGCUUCCAGGAGAUACGGGUGGACUCGGAGCAGACGGGCUCCCCAAACCACCCCACGCUUUGCCUCUCAACGGGAGCCACUGUCCCUUACUACGCCGAGGGGAACGUGGUGCCCGUCCCCACAGCCAGCUCGCUCAUUUUGCCUCCGGAGUACAGCACGUGGGGCUACCCAUACGAGGCACCUCCAUCCUACGAGCAGAGCUGCAGCAGUGCCAAUUCCAGCAUCAGCAAUGGCAACUAGCCUCCCCUGCUUCGAGUCCCGCCGGCUCUGCCCACCCCAGGCACCGCGGCUCACCUGCCUACUGCAAAGUCUGGUACAGCACAAGGCGUCCUUUUAUCUCUCUGGCUGCUUGGUGGGGUAAAUGGCACAUCCCGGCCUGGGCUUUUUAAGUCUCUUUCUAGGGAGGGGGGAAAAAAAAAAAAACAAAAGGGCAGCCAGAGCAGCCCGUGUGCGUGCAUAGGAGAGGUCUGAGAAACUGAACUGUCUCCUCUUGCUUCACCAAGUGCUGGAGAACUGAUUUUGCCCCAGGGAUUGCAGCAGCCUGUGUUCUGUACUGUAGUCAACACUAACUGCUUUACUAUCAAAGCACCUGCGAUGCCUUAUUUGAAAUGCUCCUGACUUGGCACGUCUCCACUGUAGGUGAAGGCUGGGCUGUGUGGACUUUCUCUUCUCUUUUAGUGGCCAUGUGCUCUCCAGAAGUGGUUUUGACAGCCCUUCCUCCUUGUCCUCGUAAGUCCUAAGGGUAGCUGAAACAGGAGGUUUCUUGGAGUAAGCAGGUUUGGAAGGUCAGAGACUCCUAAAAAGCCAAAAGCACAAGCUCUCACCGUACCUGUGUUGUGGGGUGAGUGACUGGCAGCCUUUGGUCCUCGCUGGGCUACCGCCUGCGUGCGGCGAGAGGAGAGCAGGCCCUGGCAGCGGGGAGCUCACCGGGGCACUUGCUCAGAACCCGAGAGGCCCCGGUGAGCUGCGGAGGGAGAGCUGGCUCCUGGCCUUUGUCAGCGUGGGCAGCUUUUCAGAGGCCCCGCGGGAGACAGGCCAUCCUUGCUCACCGCCAGACCGCAGCGCCCAGGCUGAACAGCGAGCGGGGGGCCCCGACCCCCCGUGUCCCAUCUCCCACCCCUGCCCGGUGCCCUCUCCGUCCCAGCUGCUGCUGCCUUUGGCAGGCCAGAAUUACAUGACAAUCAAGUUACAAAAGUCUGUCUGAUGCUACCUCCGAGUCUGCCCGAGGCCCCUGGCCGUGGAAGCCCCUUCCCUCUGGGACGACCCUCCCUCGAGGCCCGGCCUGGCAGCUCUCGCAGGAGCAGUUCCACGGCUGCCGGGCCUGGGGACUGGUCUCCCCGCGAGCCAGUACUGGUUUACCACUUGUCUCCUGAGCCGCCUCUUGAGCCCCAGCAGGGUGCAAAAAUGAGUGAGUGGGAACACAAACUGCUACGUCUCAUUUGCAGCCUUCGCUGGACCGGGCAGGUCGGGGGAGGAAGCUGGUGGAUGUAAAACAGCAUUAUUCUUUUGUGCUUUUUUUUUUUUUUUUUUUUCCCCCCUGCCUUGUUUAGCUUUUUUAGUAUUGACUGCCCAAACUGAGGAAACCACAAACCAGAUACUUGAGAGCCACAGGCAUCCAGCCGCAGCUGAAACUGUGGACUGCAGACCUUUGGCAGCUCUGAGAACUGGCCUCCACACUGCCUCACGCUGGGCAGGCAAUAUCUAACCAACCUGUUAGGAGCACUACAGCCUCUGCCUCCUCAUUUUAACCUGCCUCUGCACACCCCUGGCAGGCGGCUGGGGACAAGCCCUGCUUUGCACUCUUUCUUUGCAAAUGCUUUUUUAUUUUAUUUUUAAGUGUUGAACUGCUUUAAGGAUAGUGUAGAGAAGGUGCCGUUCUGAGCAGUGCUGGCACAACAUGCACCAAUGUUGAUAGAAUGAUUGUCAUUGUCCCUGAAUAUAUAUAUAUGAGAUGAAGUUUUGUUUUUAAUGAUUGAAUUCAUAAAUACAAAUUUUAAUGCUGUAUUUAAUAAAUUAUUCUAAGAGAAAUGCUGUGCUUUUUCAUCCAUUUCUGAUGCUUCUCCAUGUGCCUGUUCAUGCCAAAUCCAGGAAUGCACCUUGCUGAUUUCUUACAAAAGGAAGCAAGUUUGCUCUCACCAGGAAGGAUGGUGACUCCUGCCAAGCUCAGGGAAAGCAGCGUGGCGCAGCCUGACCGCGGUGCUGGGCGCGUAGUCCCAGAUGGUUGGAGGGAGUUUGGCACCACGUGGGCUCAGCUCCGGAGCGAGCAGCCACUGCACUGCUGCUUCCCCAGCCCCAUGUCCCAGAGCCAGGCUUUGUGCAAGUGGCCCACGGGUCUUGGGCAAAGCUCUCUGCUGUCUGACUGGAGAGGUGGGCUGGCGGGGAGGGAGGGGAGAGCGGACUCUCCCUUCAGGAGGAUGGAGGCGGAACAGCCAAGGUCAGGCUGGGAGGGCUGGAAACCACCAGCACAUGCCUUCUCCUAACGAGUCAUUCGGAAUAAACUGAUGAAAAAUGGAAGAAGGCUCCUCCCCACCCCCAGAGUUUGGUGAUACCGUGUCCGAAGCGUGUAGCUGUUGCCUAAACGUUGUCUUUGCGAGUCGCCUGAGGUGUGAUCUGUGUCUCGGAUACGAGGACCCUUCGUCACCCUCUGUUCAACUUACGCUUCUGCCCAGCUUUUAUUAUAGAAGUCCCUCUCCUUUGCCUGGUGGUCUGUGCCUGCCGUGAAAAGCAUUUUUGAUAGGCAGGGGGUCAGAGGCAGGUGCUUGUCUCUUUGUAGCGGUACGUCUCUUCCCCAGGGCUCUUCCUCCCAGUUAGUUGAACCUGUUUUGCCUGGCUCAGCCUGUAGCUCUUGUGGCCUUCCUUGCUGUCAGCAGUAGGUAUCCUUCCUUUCAAGCCUCAACCCAAAUCCCUUCCACACCUCUGGAAAAAUUCCUAUGAGCUGUCAAUGCUUCUGGACGUGCUGGGUGGGGCGGCAGGCUCUCCUGGCAGAGGCCGCCUGGGCUGGCACGCAGUUCCUGAUUUCUUAUUCUCCAUCCCUGAAGCUGAGCCGCUGGUGACAUGUCCAGCCCCUGUUCCUUGGCUGGAAAUCUUGAGUGCUGUUGGGUUACCGUGGCUGGAGCCACUGGGAAGCCCUUCUAGGCCCCCAGCCAGUGUCUGUUCUCCUCGUUUAACCUUGACAGUUGGGAAUGCACUAUUCAUGGUGGAGACUGGAGAGGAGAGGCCAGCCGUAUCUCUCACAGCUGCUGCGCUGUGCCCUGCACCUCUGCAGUGCUCCCGCACACCUGAGCUUGCUCUCCCAACUCAUAUUUGCUGCAGACUGGUCCUUCAGCACCUCUUGCUGUACAUGGAGUCCCCUUUGCAAAGCCAAGAGCAAGCGGGCACGCUUUUCCACGCCGGUGAGGAGUGUCCAUGUCCGCUGGCUGCUGCGGAGGGAGCAGGAAGGGGUUGGAGCCAGACCUCGUGCUGGUCCUUGUUCUUUUGGAUGCUGGGCUGGGCACGCACGGCUGCUGCAGGGAGAGGCCUCCCGGACCUGCGGGGCAGCUCUGCCCGGGAUGCGAAGUUGGUCUCUGAGCAACCUCGCGGUUGUGCAAGCGGACAGAAAUAACCGGCAAAGCGCUGUGGUUUUCAACGUUCCUGCCCAGCCUUGCCUGUCCCCCAGCGCGGCGGCAGGGAACUGAAGCCCGACACAAAGAGCCUCGUUCAUGUUCCCUGGACCCCUGCGGAACGAGGUGGGGCGGCAGGGUGGAGGAGUCAGCGCAGCUCUUCUCAAACCUGCCCGCAGCUGUGGCCCCGGGGCACUGCGGCAGCCAGGGCCUCGGGGUGGGGUGUAGGAGUUCUUCGGGGGAGCACAGUGGGGCGAGACCCAAUGCUUGGGUGUACGUUCCCCUCUGGAGACAGCCAGGGGACAAUCCCUUUGUCCCCUGCCUCGCUGCUGUCCCUCUUCUCUGCAGCCUCGCAGGCUUCAACCUCUUUAUGUCCUGGGGAGCUCCUAUAGGCCCCGGGUCAUCCCUCUCUCCCCAAAGCGGAAAAAAAGCCCAUUUUUCCAAACCCAGCUCAGGGUAAUAAACAUCAGCGCACAGGAAUUCAUUCAAUUUUUUUAAGCAAUUGGGUUUUGGUUUUGUUUGAAAUGGGGAGAGGAAGCAGUGGGGCGUGUGUGAAGCGUGUCAGCUAAUUGUUGCCAAACUCAGCAUUCAAUGGAAAAUAUCUUCUCUCCUUUUUUUUUAGUUUUUUUUUCCUUUUGCUGCUGCUGCUUUUUUGUCCUUCAUGGCUUUGUUCUUAUCUCACUCCAUGUGUGCUGCUUCCAUAUUUUUGGCUUUUUCAGUGUCAUUUGUGUCCUGCUAAACUCCACUUUGGCACCUGUUGUCCCACUGCCUGCAGGAGAUGGGGAAAGGGGAGAUGGGGGAUGCAAAGGCUCUUCUUUUUGUCGGACAGUCAUUAAUUUUUAGCUUUCCACUGAACUUUCAGUAGUUUUGUAAAAGUAAAUAUUUUCUGCUAGGAAGUUUUCCUGUUGAGCCAGCACAAGAGAGGAGAUAAAGAGUGUUCUGGGGUCCAUUUGGUUUUUAUUCUGUGUUUUUAAAGAUUUCCAGUAUCUGCAACAAGAAUGUCCCAUCCCUCCUCCCCAAGAGAGACCGGUGGGGUAAAACCCUCAAAACUUGUGCCCUUUCUUGUACCAAUACUCGUGGCUGUAAUUCUUUAUUGCUGUGGUUCCCUCUACAGAUCUGGGGGUUUUAUACAACAGUAUUUGUGACGGUUCUGUACAACUUAAGACUUCUGUGCAAUUUAUUACUGGGUUUUAAAACGUAAACUAACAGUUUUACAUGUUUACUUCUGGGGAGUAUUUUUGUCCUGGGUUUUAAACCACCAGAUGUAAAGAACUGAAAAAUAUAAAUAAAGAUCUCCUUUUUUAAGACUA
Tyto alba (common barn owl) is the source of this 6045-nucleotide messenger RNA. RefSeq names its product arrestin domain containing 1 (gene ARRDC1). Bases 105 to 1376 code for a protein of 423 amino acids. Gene Ontology annotation, molecular function: ubiquitin-like ligase-substrate adaptor activity; ubiquitin protein ligase binding. The transcript is spliced from 8 exons. Gene Ontology annotation, cellular component: cytoplasm. NCBI's taxonomy places the organism in Eukaryota, Metazoa, Chordata, Aves, Strigiformes, Tytonidae. The record is from RefSeq and is a predicted model, not a curated record. Gene Ontology annotation, biological process: protein transport.